Molecule: messenger RNA, 1144 nt
Organism: Morone saxatilis (striped sea-bass)
Lineage: Eukaryota; Metazoa; Chordata; Actinopteri; Moronidae
Product: phosphatidylinositol-binding clathrin assembly protein-like
Exons: 7
Coding region: 1-651 (216 amino acids)
Biological process (GO): clathrin-dependent endocytosis; clathrin coat assembly; synaptic vesicle budding from presynaptic endocytic zone membrane
Cellular component (GO): extrinsic component of presynaptic endocytic zone membrane; synaptic vesicle; clathrin-coated pit
Molecular function (GO): 1-phosphatidylinositol binding; SNARE binding; clathrin heavy chain binding
Source: RefSeq, a predicted model, not a curated record
AUGGCAAAACGUGGCAGAGAGAGGCAGCGAGAAAGGCGUGUGAGAUUGAUGCAGUACCUUGCCUCCAGAAACACGCUCUUCAACCUCAACAACUUUCUAGAUAAGGCUGCACUACAAGGGUAUAACAUGUCAACUUUCAUCAGACGCUACAGUCGCUACCUGAAUGAAAAAGCCAUGUCUUACAGACUAGCAGCAGUGGACUUCACCAAGAUGAAGAGAGGGGCUGAGGGUGUGAUGCGCACCAUGAACACAGAGAAGCUGAUUAAGACUCUUCCCACCAUUCAGAACCAGCUGGAUGCACUGCUGGAUUUCCAGCCUAACUCCAACGAGCUGACCAACGGAGUGAUCAACACAGCUUUCAUGUUGCUGUUUAAAGACUCCAUACGGCUGUUUGCUGCUUACAACGAAGGGGUCAUCAACAUGCUGGAGAAAUACUUUGACAUGAAGAAGAACCAGUGCAAAGAAGCUCUGGAGAUCUACAAGACUUUCCUCAACAGGAUGACCAAACUGUCCGAGUUUCUCAAAGUGGCAGAGCGAGUUGGGAUAGAUCAGGGCGACAGCCCCGAUCUCACACAGGUCAGUCUACAUCUCAUCUCAAUCAGUCAAUCAACCAGUCAACCAGUAUUUAAAUCCGUCAAGUCAAUCCCAUAAUGCUUCAUUCUAAACGCUCCCGUUCCCUACUCACCCUACAGACCUGCCCACACUGCAGCUGCCCCGUCCUCCUCCUCUCUUCUUCACUCUCCUUCGCCUUUUCCACCUUUUUUCUCUCUGAGCAGAGUCUAGAAUAGAGAGGAAACAAUAAAUGAAGCCCUGCAAAUAGCCUAAUAACAAUUUCUAAACAUCAGUGCAGGAUUUCAUUUUUUUCUUAUCUGACUCAUUGUAGAACAAAUUUUACUCUCAGGUAAGAUUUUAAGAGCAACAUUUAUGCGGCUGAAUAAAAAAUAAUUUUUAACCCCUUUUUGCAUAUUUCUAUUUUAGACAUCCAUGACCGGGGCUUAGUAUCUGUCAGAAUUUUUCCUGCAGUCUUUCUGGCAUUUUCACAGUGUAAAUAUCAAGGCUUGUCUCUUCAUUCAAAGGCUUAUCAUACAAAUAAGUCAGCACAGCUUUAUGAAAUAGGUUUUUGCUCACAUAAGCAGUGUUCAAA